AUGUCUGCUGAAGAAAAUAUCACUCGCAACCCUCCUGCUGACUGUACGGAUGAUACAUGUCCGAUUAAUUUUACAUCACAACCAACAUUAGACGCUGACAAGAAAGACUGUGCGAACGACCCCAUACUGUCAAGGAUAACCCUAUACGAUUGCAACGGAAACAAAGUUCCCACAAGUGAAGUAGAAAACAAAAUUAUUGGAUUCUAUGUGGGAGCUAGCUGGUGUCCGCCCUGUCGGUUGUUUGCUCCUCGUCUUUGCGCAUUUCUUGAAGACAAUAGAUCCUCCUUUGCAGUAAUUCAUGUUUCGCUUGAUCAUUCUGAAUCGGCGUUUGAAGAAUACACGUAUGCUAAGCCAUGGUAUAACAUUCCUUACGACUUACCGAUCCGAGAGUCGCUCGUUCGCGAGUGGAAGGUCUCAACGAUACCUGCCCUACUGAUUUACAACCCCAUGACUCACCAGACGAUCACCACAUGGGGACGAACAGCAGUGAUGAAAAAUCCUCAAGGGUGUUUAGAAGAAUGGAAACAGAAUAGACAUGGUGUUGGUUGGAUACAGCUGAUAAGAGGAAAUGAGAUCGCCGUUUUAAUAUGGGUUGGGCUGAUAUAUUUCUGUGCUUAUUAUAUAUAUCAGUUGUUCGUACUGUGA
This is a messenger RNA of Paraglomus brasilianum, 645 nucleotides long. The record is from the annotation of a GenBank genome assembly. NCBI's taxonomy places the organism in Eukaryota, Fungi, Glomeromycota, Glomeromycetes, Paraglomerales, Paraglomeraceae.